Messenger RNA from Calliphora vicina (urban bluebottle blowfly), 2940 nucleotides. It is a transcript of the gene Caf1-105, whose product is annotated as chromatin assembly factor 1, p105 subunit. The transcript is spliced from 2 exons. Gene Ontology annotation, biological process: nucleosome assembly; DNA replication-dependent chromatin assembly. The coding region runs from base 67 to 2790 and encodes 907 amino acids. Gene Ontology annotation, molecular function: protein binding. Lineage: Eukaryota; Metazoa; Arthropoda; Insecta; Diptera; Calliphoridae. The record is from RefSeq and is a predicted model, not a curated record. Gene Ontology annotation, cellular component: CAF-1 complex; nucleus.
UACAAAAGAAUUUUCGUUAGUAUUUUUUUAAUUUAUUUAUAUAAAUUUAUUACUAUAAAUUUUAAAAUGAAGUGCAAAAUUCCCGAAAUAUCGUGGCACAAUCGUGAUCCCGUAUUAAGUGUUGAUAUACAACCAAAAUCAAAUGCGAGCAGUAAUUACUACCGUCUGGCUUCUGGUGGUACUGAUGCUCAUGUAUUAAUAUGGUAUAUGAAAUCAAUAUCUUCCGGAGAACAUGGUGAUAUCGAAUUGGAUUUAGCUGCUGAUUUAACACGGCAUCAAAGAGCCGUUAAUGUUGUCAAAUGGUCGCCAAAUGGGGAACUUUUGGCUUCGGGAGAUGAUGAAAGUGUUGUUUUCAUAUGGAAACAGAAAUCCGACAGUGAACCUUUGAAUAUUUUGGACUCUACAAAUGAACAAGACAAGGAAGUGUGGAUUACAUUAAAAGUAUUGCGCGGUCAUAUGGAAGAUAUCUAUGAUUUGAGUUGGGCUCCCAAUUCGUUGUAUUUGGUAACGGGCUCAGUUGAUAAUUCGGCCAUGGUAUGGGAUGUUCAAAAAGGUAAAUCCAUGUCGAUUUUAAAUGACCAUAAAGGAUUCGUGCAGGGUGUGGCCUGGGAUCCUAAAAAUCAAUACAUAGCCACAUUGAGUACUGACAGGUAUUUGCGCAUUUUCGACAUACAAUCGAAAAAAGUACUUUAUCGCGUGAGCAAAGGUACUUUACCAGUUCCAGAAGACAACAAUUUGCAUGGCAAACGUAUGCGUCUAUUUCAUGACGAUACACUACAAACAUUUUUCAGGCGUUUAUGUUUCACACCUGAUGGUAAAUUAUUAUUAACACCCGCUGGUGUUACGGAUUAUGAGGGAUGCACUAGACCUUUAAAUACCACAUAUGCCUUCAGUCGUUACGGUUUUCGUCAGCCGGCCAUAGUACUACCAUGUCCUGAUCAAUAUACUGUUGCGGUUAAAUGUUGUCCGUUGUUGUUUAAAUUACGGCCUUUUAAUGGCGAGAAAAAUCCACCAGUUGUACCUUUACCCUACCGUAUGAUAUUUGCAGUAGCAACCAAGAGCUCGGUGUAUUUCUAUGAUACUCAGCAGAAACAACCAUUUGCUCUAAUUUCAAAUAUACAUUACACACGUUUGACCGACAUUACCUGGUCAAACGAUGGUCGCAUUGUUGUAGUGUCCAGUACAGAUGGUUUCUGUUCUCUUAUCACUUUUGAAGAGGGUGAACUAGGUGAGGAAUAUGAAAAUUCAGAGGCAGCGCUGGAAGCUGCUUUAGCACAGGUUACCAAGAAAACAAAAAAACAAAAGGACAAUGAAGCUUCAGCAAAGACAAGAAAACCUUCUACUGAUGAUAGCGCCGCUGCAAAGGAAGCCGUGAGUGUGCAAAAAGAACCACAGUUGCAAAAAGUAGUUGAACAAGAGAAGAAACAAAUACCCAGCAAUACGGAUGAAACUAAAAAGAAAGAGAAGCCAUCGGAGGACAAGCAAGCAGUGCCUAUAGCCAUUAAGAGAAAACCUACUGAGAGUGACGUCAAAGAAGAUACUAAAAAGGCUAAUCCAAUACCGAUAAAACGCAAACCAGGACCAGUGGAUAAGUCAACAACAAAUGCAAAUGACGAGAAAACUGAUAAAAAGACCGGAACUAAUACAAAUACUGAAGAAAUAAAAGAAGAUACAAUUCAGGCUAAACCAAUUGCUAUUAAACGUAAACCAGGACCUGUGGACGAUGCAACGACAAACACUAAUGAAGAAAAAACUAAACACAAGCCCGAAACUGAAGCAAACGCUUUGGAAAAUAAGAAGGACGUCAACGAGGCUAAACCAAUUGCUAUAAAACGCAAACCAGGACCUGUUAACGAAGCAAUGACAAACAACACUGUAGAUCAAACUAAACUCAAAUCCGCUACUGAUAUAAACACUGCCGAAAAGAAGGAGGACGUUAACAAGGCUAAACCAAUUGCUGUAAAACGCAAACCAGGACCUGUUGAUGAAACAACAACAAGGACUAAUGACGAAAAAACUGAACAAGAACCUCUACUUGUUACCAACACUGAAGACAAAAAUGAAACUUCGACAAAACCCGCAGAAGAUGCAACACCCCCUAAAAAAGCAGCCAUAGCUAAAGUUUUGGCUGCUGAUAUUAUUAUAGAUAAAGAAAUCUUAAGUACAGAUGAAAAAUUCGAAUCACCAGAAAAGAAAAGUCGCCCUGUUACACCAAUAACCGUUAGGAGACAUCCGCGUACACCCAGCAGUUUGCCGCAAACACCCACAUCUAUGACAAAUAUUCUUAAAUCACAAUCUCCAAUAUCGUCUUUACCAAAAGAAAAGAGUACUCCGCGCCAAGACAAAAAAGCUAAACCAAUAGCAGUUAGAAGGGCACCAAGAGCUAUUAUUUCAACACCAUCGGUUGUUAACUCAACAUCUUUGGUUGAGGAGGCCAUGGAUGCCUGGCCCCUUAAUAAAGAAUCUAAUACUGAAACCACACAAGAGACUCUUCCCGAACCCAAUAAAGAACCCCUUAAAGAAUCUGGCAUAACACCUUUGACGGUUAGUGAGACCACUUGUGAACGUACAGAAGAUAUACGUCUGGUGUAUGAAGAAACAAAUGAGGCAACACCGCUAAAUGAAUCAUUGCCAAAACCUUUAGAAGUCGCGGAGAUUAAUGCAGACAUAGUUGAGAAAAAAGCAGAUGAUAUUUCAAAACCACAGACACCGAGUGGCAACAAGACACCAAGACGUGUAGCUUUAAAAACGAUUUCAACACCAAAAUCGAAAAAGAAAUUAUUGGAUUAACUAAGUUUAAUUGAUAUGAAAGUGAAAAUAUAACCCUUUUUUAAAAAAAUAAUUUCGAAUUACAUUUUUAUUAUUCUGUUCUUUUUUAAAAAGUAUUAAAUUUUUCUAAUUAAUAAAUAGUAUUUGAAACAUAAUUUGUUAACAAUCAAA